Messenger RNA from Cryptotermes secundus, 862 nucleotides. Its product is annotated as MICOS complex subunit MIC13 homolog QIL1. The record is from RefSeq and is a predicted model, not a curated record. The coding region runs from base 93 to 467 and encodes 124 amino acids. Gene Ontology annotation, cellular component: mitochondrial crista junction; MICOS complex. Gene Ontology annotation, biological process: cristae formation. Lineage: Eukaryota; Metazoa; Arthropoda; Insecta; Blattodea; Kalotermitidae. The transcript is spliced from 3 exons.
AAGUAUAUUGCACGGUUCAUAUCGUCUUUCAUGCAAGUUUAUAAAUCGAUAUAAAUGGCCGUUAGGAAAGGUUGUUUAGGAAAGCUUGUAAAAUGGCAUAUCGUUUGUUAAAGUUUGGAGUUAAAGUUGGUUUAGUUGGUGGUGUGGUUUAUUAUACCAUCGAUGAAGGUGUAUGGAAGAGCAGUGAACAUACAACAGAACUUUAUUCAAAAAUUUAUAAAAAUGUAGCACCAUAUGUGAAGGAAGUCCCUGUUGAGGUGCCAGAACUGCCAAAGGUAGAAGAAAUCUCCUUCCUGACAAAGAAUUAUUGGAAUAAAGGAGUAAUUGCAUCGUUUGUAUUCUUGAGUGACCUUCCCAAUAAGACGGCUGAGUUGAGUAAACAGGGCUAUGAAUAUGUUUUAAGGCAACUGGAGCAGAGUAAACAGAAGAACACUAGCACAACCAAAAGCCAGGAAACUUCCAAGUAAUAAAAGCUGUUAUAGUCGUAGUAAUAAAUUGAAUUGUACAGUAGAAUUCUUGCAUAAAGGCUGUGCCAUAGCUCAAGCGGUUAGUUGCUGGCUUCCCACUGCGGCAGCCCACGUUCGAUCCUUGGUCUGGUCAAGUGGGAUUUGUGGUGGACAAAGUGGCACUGGGGUGGGUUUUCUCCACAUGCUUCGGAUUCCCCUAGCAAUCUUCAUUCCACCAAAUUCUCCAUCAUCAUAAUCACCCGGGACAGGCUACAAUAGGCCUAUCAGUGGCCGCCGGGCCGAGUGGACCCAGUUGGACUCCCCCCCCCCAAGCGAAUAAAUAAAAAUGUACUAGUGAUAAACUUGUGUGCGUGUGACAUUAUUUUAAUAAAAUGAAUUCUGAACAUGGCUUCAUA